Messenger RNA from Alternaria alternata, 541 nucleotides. RefSeq lists its product as hypothetical. NCBI's taxonomy places the organism in Eukaryota, Fungi, Ascomycota, Dothideomycetes, Pleosporales, Pleosporaceae. The record is from RefSeq and is a predicted model, not a curated record. Gene Ontology annotation, biological process: proton motive force-driven ATP synthesis. The transcript is spliced from 2 exons. Bases 324 to 488 code for a protein of 54 amino acids.
CAUCCACCAACGCUCCACCGCACGACUCUCCAUCCAUUGACACUCCAUCACCCCGCUUACGGCACGGAUAAUCCUUAAAUACCGCAAAGAUGGUUGCCAUGUACACUAUUAUGGGCCGCCAGGUCGGAUCGCACGUCGUAUGUUCUUUCCCUUAGAGGUGUACCGGAGGAAGAAAACUUUGGUGGGAGGGAGGACUGGAAGCAUUGGAUGAGUGCUUCGUGGCGCAUGCCUUGGAGGCCAUCUAUGGCGGACUUUGGGGAUCAGAGAGACGAUAUGGACCAUAAUCCCUGACAUGGGCUGACAAGUACUGUGUUUAGCUCGCAAUGGCCACCCUCGGUAUCACAUUCACCGGUGCUGCGCUCUCCAUGGGCGGCAAGAAGGCUGAGGACCCCACCACUCCCCCGAUCAACGCAAAGAGCAGCGAGGAGGAGAGCUUCGUAAAGGAGUACGUCAAGAAGGCCGCCGACAAGGUCCAAGGAAAGCAAUAAACAUGACGUUCGGACUGGAGCAAUGAUGAUAGUGGACGAGAACACGAUGCGGC